CUCAUUUAGAACUGUCAAGUAAAAAUAAUACACGUUCAUUAUACAUAAACAAUAUAACUAUGACACGAAAGUUCUUUAUUCAUUGUGAAAUAAAAUUUUCUCCAGUAUUUAGAUAAUAAGUUUUGGAUAUGGUAGUUGUCGUUAUGAUAGCAGCGCCUCGUUGAUUCUAGUUGGAUCUACAGCUGUUUAUACGUAAAUUGUUGGUGAAAUAAGUGUCAGUGAAUUUUACUUAUAUUUAAAAAGAACAGCCUUUGGGCUGAAAUAGUCCGUGCAAAAAUGAGAGAGGCUGGAAUAAUGUUAAUAAGCACAGCAUUAACAUGUGCUGUGAUAGGCAACGCUUAUUAUCAAAGAAAACAGUUCUAUCCAACAGUAGUUCACAUAACCAAAUCUAAUCCUAGUAUGACGGUUAUCUAUACUCAAGGUUUAAUUCUAGUAUUUAUGAUAAAUGCUUUCUUGCGAAAGAUAUUUUUUGGUACUUUACGUGCUGCUGAACUUGAGCAUUUGUUGGAAAAAGUAUGGUAUGCAGUAACUGAAACUUGUUUAGCAUUUACAGUGUUUAGAGAUGACUUUAGUCCAAAAUUCAUAGCACUAUUUACUCUUCUUUUAUUUCUGAAAUCAUUUCAUUGGUUGGCAGAAGAUCGUGUAGAUUAUAUGGAAAGAAGUCCUAUAAUAACUUGGUUAUUCCAUCUUAGAGUUGGUACUCUAUUAGUUCUAUUAUUUGUUAUAAAUUUAACUAUGAUUCAUUAUGCAUAUAAUACAACAGCUACAAAAGGUCCUUCAGUACAACUUGUCUUUGGUUUUGAGUAUGCUAUUCUUUUAACUAUUGUAUUCAAUAUUAGUGUGAAGUAUAUAUUGCAUACAAUAGAUCUACAAAGUGAAAAUCCAUGGGACAAUAAACCAGUAUUUCUUUUGUAUACAGAAUUGAUAAUUGGAUUAUUAAAGGUUAUUUUAUAUGUUGCCUUUGUUACUUUGAUGGUGAAAUUAUAUACUUUACCUUUGUUUGCACUUCGUGCAAUGUAUUAUACAAUGAGAGAUUUUAAAAAAGCUUUCCAUGAUAUUGUAAUGUCACGUCGAGCUAUCAGAAAUAUGAAUACAUUGUAUCCAGAUGCAACAGCAGAAGAAUUAGCUGCUGCUGAUAAUGUGUGUAUUAUAUGCAGAGAAGAAAUGGUAGCAGCAAGUAAAAAGCUACCAUGCAAUCAUAUUUUUCAUACUGCCUGUCUUCGUUCUUGGUUUCAACGUCAACAAACAUGUCCCACAUGCCGCUUAAACAUUUUAAGACCUGUUAAUAUUAAUCAAGGAAAUAGACAACAAAAUCAGGCACAGGCAGGACCUCAAGUGCCUCAAGUUCCACAAGCAGCAGGAUUUAAUCCAAUUGUUCAAGUACUCCCAGCAUUUUGGGCUGGAAUGCAAGCUCCAGGAGCACCACCUCCUCUACAGCAACAACAACAGCAACAGCAGCAACAAACUUCAGAUGCAACAACUCAGCAACAACAAAAUCAAAACAAUGGAUCAAAUAUUCCUUCAUCAUCAUUCCAAAAUUUGGCAGCUAAUAGUGUACCAUUAUUUCCUCCUCCAUUUCCAACUAUGGUACCAUUACCUCCUAUUCCUACGCCACCACCAAAUCUUACAGAAUUAAGCGAAGAAGAACUUAGACAAAUGGAAGGUAAUUUGCGACAAGCUGUUGAAGCUAGAAUACAAACCUUGCAAAGAGUUCAGCUUUUAUUAGAUGCUGCCAAUGCUAUGAUGAAUCAAUAUCAAACAGCAGCUGCUACUGCUAAAUUUAUUUAUUACAGUAUUCCAGUGUCAACUGCAACAAAUAACACAAAUGUUACAACAGAUGUUUCUGCAUUAGUAAAACAAGGAAUGUCAAAAACUACAAGUCCUGGAAUUAAUAAUGAACAAUUGCAAAUUAAAACUGAAAUGAAUGUUCCUACUGCAAAUUCUUCCAAUGAUAAUAUAAAUACAUUAUCAGGCACAAAUAGUAAUGAUACAAUUCCAGAAUCAUCAAUUAGAAAUGAUAUGGAACCUUCAAACGAACAAGAAAUAUUACGAAGACGAAGAUUACAAAAAUUUUCAGCUCAGCUUACAGCAGAAUAAAUAUUUAUAAAAUUAUGUGAUAAUUUGUGUAAUAUAAUUGUACUUUGAUUAAUAACAGGCCUGGUUAUAAAUGCGAUUAAUAAUUGGAAAAAAAGAAAUGUAACAAUUGUUAAGAGCUAGAAAUUUAAAGUCGAUAUUACAAUAUUAAUAAUCAUAAAUAUAUCAAAUAAUCCUUUAAAAAAAAUAAUAUAAUAAAUUUGUCUUUUUUUAUAUAAAUUAUCUUAGAAGCAAAACAUAUAAAUUUUAUAACUAAUUUCUGUUCUUUAGUUACUUUAUAUAUGUAUAUAUCAUGUCUACAAUAGAUCUUUCGAUAAAUUUCAUAAAAUAAUUACAUAUUAUAUUAAUUAAAUUGUUUCUGUAUUCUUUAUCUAUUAGAAAUGAAUUUAGUUUAAGUUUUUUUUAUUCCAUAAUUUUUAUAUUAUAAAAAUGACUUAAAGUAUCUCGUCAAUUUUGUUUAUGCUACAUACAGACUAAUGUACAGAUUUUAAUAAUUAUUAUAUAUUAAGAAUGCUUGUGUCUGUAUAUGGGAAUGGUAAUGUCAGUUAUUAUAACAUGACUGUAAUAUAAUUGUUUUAAAUAACUGUCAAAAUAUGUAAUAAAUUUAUUUGUCUAUUUAA
Apis dorsata (giant honeybee) is the source of this 2714-nucleotide messenger RNA. RefSeq names its product E3 ubiquitin-protein ligase synoviolin A (gene sip3). The transcript is spliced from 9 exons. Gene Ontology annotation, cellular component: cytoplasm. Lineage: Eukaryota; Metazoa; Arthropoda; Insecta; Hymenoptera; Apidae. Bases 277 to 2097 code for a protein of 606 amino acids. The record is from RefSeq and is a predicted model, not a curated record.